Bactrocera latifrons is the source of this 459-nucleotide messenger RNA. RefSeq names its product tigger transposable element-derived protein 6-like. The annotation marks the transcript as partial. Gene Ontology annotation, cellular component: nucleus. Gene Ontology annotation, molecular function: DNA binding. The transcript is spliced from 2 exons. Lineage: Eukaryota; Metazoa; Arthropoda; Insecta; Diptera; Tephritidae. The record is from RefSeq and is a predicted model, not a curated record.
AUGGACAACAUUUGUAACGCGGACGAAACGGGAAUUUUCUAUAAGAUGCUGCCUGACAAAACACAAAAGAUCAAAGGUGAAACAUACAGAGGUGGAAAAAUGUCUAAAGAAAGAAUAACUUCCAUAAUUUGUGAUAAUGCAUCGGGCACGGUAAAACGGAAAUUAUUGGUUAUUGGAAAAUAUAACAACCCCAGAUGCUUUAAAAACGUUAAAACGUUGGCGGUAGAUUAUUGUGCUAACAACAAAUCCUGGAUGACUUCUCAAACCUUUACUGACUAUUUAGAAAAAUGGGAUUGUGAACUUAUAAAAGCCAAGACUAAAAUUUUGCUAUUAGUAGAUAAUUGCCCUGUUCUUCAGCCUAUGGAUCAAGACGUCAUUAAUAGCCUGAAACAAUCUUAUAGAAAGCAGCUUCUGAUGAAAAUUAUGGACCUUCCUGAAGAAGCAAACGCGACGAAAGCU